AUGCUGCAUCUGCGAAUCAUUAAAGGGGGCUUCGGCCUCCUGGGAGUGAAGAGGGUCACAGUACUCCAUGGCGCGUUUCACAGCACUCAGAGUGUGGAAUAUAAACCCAUCAAAAAGGUGAUGGUGGCCAACAGAGGUGAGAUUGCGAUCAGGGUUUUCCGAGCAUGUACGGAGCUGGGGAUCCGCACGGUGGCCGUUUACUCCGAGCAGGACACGGGGCAGAUGCACCGACAGAAGGCCGACGAGGCCUACCUGAUCGGGAAAGGACUACCUCCCGUACAAGCCUACCUGCACAUCCCCGACAUCAUCAAUGUGGCCAAGGAAAAUGAUGUGGAUGCGAUUCACCCAGGCUAUGGGUUCCUCUCGGAGAGGGCCGACUUUGCCCAGGCCUGUGUUGAUGCUGGAGUGCGUUUCAUCGGACCGACCCCUGAGGUGGUGCGCAAGAUGGGCGACAAGGUGGAAGCUCGAUCCAUUGCCAUUGAUGCCGGCGUUCCCGUCGUGCCAGGAUCCUCCGCACCUGUAACAUCUCUGACGGAAUCCCAAGAAUUUGCCGACGCCUAUGGCUACCCCAUCAUAUUUAAAGCUGCCUUCGGAGGUGGAGGCAGAGGGAUGAGAGUGGUCCAUGGCUAUGAGGAGUUGGAGGAGAACUACCAACGAGCUUAUUCUGAGGCCCUGUCUGCCUUUGGAAACGGAUCUCUGUUCAUAGAACGCUUCAUCGAGAGACCCCGGCACAUCGAAGUACAGAUACUGGGUGACAAGUAUGGCAACGUGAUCCACCUGUACGAGAGAGACUGCUCCAUCCAGCGGCGACACCAGAAGGUGGUGGAGAUCGCCCCCGCCGCUCAACUGGACCAGCAGCUGAGAGACCACCUCACCUCUGAUGCCAUCAAACUGGCCCGACGGGUGGCCUACGAGAACGCGGGCACGGUGGAAUUUCUCAUCGACAAGAACGGCAAGCACUUUUUCAUCGAGGUCAACUCCAGGCUUCAAGUGGAGCACACGGUGACCGAAGAAAUCACGGACGUUGACCUGGUACACGCCCAGAUCCACGUGACAGAGGGCAAGAGUCUGGCCGAGCUGGGCCUGAAGCAGGAGAACAUCCGCAUCAAUGGCUGUGCCAUCCAGUGCAGGAUCACCACCGAGGAUCCCGCCCGCGGCUUUCAGCCCGACACUGGACGCAUCGAGGUGUUCCGCAGCGGGGAAGGGAUGGGGAUCCGGUUGGACAUCGCCUCGGCGUUCCAGGGGGCCUUGAUCUCGCCGCACUACGACUCGCUGCUGGUCAAGGUGAUCGCCCACGGCAAAGACCACCCCACGGCGGCGUCCAAGCUGAACCGGGCCCUGGCCGAGUUCCGGAUACGCGGCGUCAAGGUAAGGAUGCGGCGUGAAAGCCGGUGGCGGCGUUUCCCGCGUCGCGCUGGAGCCCGGGGCGGAGAGUGUGCCUCGGGGCUGGGCUUGCUUCAAAAUGGCGGACAUCGAUCGGGACGUGUGUCGCCACGACUGAGCCUCGUGGCAGGAGACCUGACCAUCUCUUCACGGUCUUUCCUCAAUGUUCCUCAUUGUGGGUGUCGACUCAAAACUGGACCUAAAAGGGAUCAUUUUACCGAUGGGAGACAAUCACUUGAUAUUGAUUGUAGGCCUACAAGCUGA
Messenger RNA from Amblyraja radiata (thorny skate), 1647 nucleotides. RefSeq names its product pyruvate carboxylase a (gene pcxa). The record is from RefSeq and is a predicted model, not a curated record. Bases 1 to 1647 code for a protein of 548 amino acids. Gene Ontology annotation, molecular function: ATP binding; metal ion binding; pyruvate carboxylase activity. Gene Ontology annotation, biological process: gluconeogenesis; pyruvate metabolic process. Gene Ontology annotation, cellular component: cytoplasm. Lineage: Eukaryota; Metazoa; Chordata; Chondrichthyes; Rajiformes; Rajidae. The transcript is spliced from 9 exons.